GCCGACACAAUGGUUGAAUGGACAGACUUCGAGCGCGCCACCAUCAAGGACAUCUUCUCCAAGAUUAACUAUGAAGAAGUGGGCCCUGCUGCUCUUUCCAGGUGUCUGGUUGUAUACCCCUGGACUCAGAGGUAUUUCGGCAACUUUGGUAACCUCUACAACGCCGCAGCCAUCAUGGCAAACCCAUUGGUUGCAAAACAUGGGACAACUAUCCUGCACGGUCUGGACCGGGCUAUGAAGAACAUGGACAACAUCAAGGAAACCUACGCUGAGCUGAGUGUGCUGCACUCUGAGAAACUGCACGUGGAUCCUGACAACUUCAAGCUGCUGGCCGACUGCCUGACCAUCGUGCUCGCUGCUGGGAUGGGUUCAGACUUCAGUGGUGAAGUGCAGGCAGCUUUCCAGAAGUUCAUGUCCGUGGUGGUGUCCUCCCUGGGAAGACAGUACCACUAGAGAGCUGCAGCACAUGAGGAGAACAUCAAAUUCAU
Platichthys flesus (European flounder) is the source of this 488-nucleotide messenger RNA. RefSeq names its product hemoglobin beta embryonic-1.2 (gene hbbe1.2). The coding region runs from base 10 to 453 and encodes 147 amino acids. Gene Ontology annotation, molecular function: haptoglobin binding; oxygen binding; oxygen carrier activity. Gene Ontology annotation, biological process: hydrogen peroxide catabolic process; oxygen transport. The record is from RefSeq and is a predicted model, not a curated record. Gene Ontology annotation, cellular component: haptoglobin-hemoglobin complex; hemoglobin complex; blood microparticle. NCBI's taxonomy places the organism in Eukaryota, Metazoa, Chordata, Actinopteri, Pleuronectiformes, Pleuronectidae. The transcript has 3 exons.